This is a messenger RNA of Pieris macdunnoughi, 1050 nucleotides long. The record is from the annotation of a GenBank genome assembly. Lineage: Eukaryota; Metazoa; Arthropoda; Insecta; Lepidoptera; Pieridae.
AUGUUUUGUCAAAUUGUCCUAUUUACUUUGAUUGCUGGUGUCUUCGCAGCGCCUCCGGUGGAUGUAGUGCCGCUGGAGAGUCAGCAGCCAACGGUCAUUCCAAUCGUGUCGCAGUCAGACGAAUUAGAAUCCAACGGGACAUAUCACUUCAGCUACGAAACUGGAAACGGAAUCAAACGCGAUGAAAUAGCCUAUGAAAAAGUCAUACCGAAAGCUCGAUCUGCGAAUAGCAAUGAAGGCGGAGAGGAUGACAGCGAAAGCGAUGAAAUUCACGUUCAACAGGGCUCUUACUCCUAUACAGGCCCCGAUGGAAUCGUGUAUACUGUAAGGUACAUAGCAGAUGAAAAUGGUUUCCAACCGAUAGGCGACCACUUACCACGAGUCCCAGGGAACACUCAGAGCAGUUCUGCUGAAAAAUCUGGAAGGGCACUUAAGAUUGAUAGUACUGUUUCUGCCUCGUCACCAAAUCAAGUUCAAGCGGUAGUACCUCCACCUGCAAGCCCAGUUGAAUCAAAACCAGCUGAAAGUAUACAAACUGCUGAACCUUCUGUCACAGCUGAUAGUAACGCCAAGUCAUCAGACAGUGUAGAAUCACGAGUAGAAGAGGCACCAGUUGCUGCCACAGUGACUACUUCUGCGGCAUCAGAAAGUGUAACAGCUAACGCUGAACCAACUUCCACUGAAUCAGUGUCAACCAGUGAAAGUGUUAGUGACUCCAGCACAACAGUAAAGGUAGAAUCACCUGUAUCCACUGAGGCAGCCACAGCCGCAGAGAUCUCCACUGCCGUACCUGAAGUAGUAUCCACCGCAGUACCUGAAGUAGUAUCCACCGCAGUACCUGAAAAAGUCCCCGCUGAAGGAAGUGGUGACGUUUCAAGCACCACUUCUGCUACCGAACAAGUCUCAACCCUGGCAGCAGAACCAGCAGCAGGUGAAGUUAGCCAAGUUGUUUCAUCUGAAGCGCAGCCUUCAACAACUGUCUCCGACCAAGCUGCAAAUAAUGCUGACCCAGCGACAGUAGAGGCAAGUUCUACAACAGUAUCUGCGUAG